AUGGCUCAUUCCGGCGAACAGACGUCUAGAAAUCCAGUGGUAUUUUUUGAUAUAGCUCUCGGUGCGAAUGUUGGUAUGACCAUAGGGGAACCAUUGGGUCGUAUCAAAAUGGAGCUCUUCGCAGAUGUUACUCCUCGUACUGCAGAAAAUUUUCGCCAAUUCUGUACAGGAGAGGCCAAAGAUAGUCAAGGACGGCCACGAGGGUACAAAGGAAGCAAGUUCCAUCGUGUGAUAAAAGAUUUCAUGAUACAGGGAGGCGAUUUCAUUAAUGGCGAUGGGACAGGCAGCACUUCAAUCUACGGCGGCCAGAAAUUCCCUGAUGAGAAUUUUAUUUUAAAACAUGAUCGCGCAGGAUUACUGAGCAUGGCUAAUUCCGGGCCAAAUACAAAUGGAUGUCAGUUUUUCAUCACAACAACCGCAACACCAUUUUUGAACAAUAAACAUGUUGUCUUUGGACAAGUUGUUGACGGAAUGGAUGUUGUCCGAAUGAUUGAGAACACUCGAACAACCCGAGAUAAGCCAAAUCAGGACGUCACAAUAACGCAAUGUGGGGAGAUGUAG
Rasamsonia emersonii CBS 393.64 is the source of this 561-nucleotide messenger RNA. Its product is annotated as Peptidylprolyl isomerase. Lineage: Eukaryota; Fungi; Ascomycota; Eurotiomycetes; Eurotiales; Trichocomaceae. Gene Ontology annotation, biological process: protein folding; protein peptidyl-prolyl isomerization. Gene Ontology annotation, molecular function: peptidyl-prolyl cis-trans isomerase activity. Gene Ontology annotation, cellular component: intracellular membrane-bounded organelle. The coding region runs from base 1 to 561 and encodes 186 amino acids. The record is from RefSeq and is a predicted model, not a curated record. The transcript is spliced from 4 exons.